Dichomitus squalens LYAD-421 SS1 is the source of this 1148-nucleotide messenger RNA. RefSeq lists its product as uncharacterized. NCBI's taxonomy places the organism in Eukaryota, Fungi, Basidiomycota, Agaricomycetes, Polyporales, Polyporaceae. The record is from RefSeq and is a predicted model, not a curated record. Bases 1 to 1038 code for a protein of 345 amino acids. The transcript has 3 exons.
AUGCCACUCAUUAGUGUGUCGGUGGAUGCCUUCCUAGUCCUUGCUGCCUGCAUACUCAUCCCGACCUUCCUCGUGUUCCGUCGGCAGCCCCAGUCUACCCGUCUCUCGCUGGACAAUGCUCUCUCAGCGGUCCUCAUCCUGCACUCGCUGUUUAUACUCUACACCGUUCUCGUAAGAUGGCCACCGAACAUCUUUCAACGCCUCAAAAUACCCUUGACUGCCCCUUCGGAGACUAUCCGUGCCGUCCUCCUGCAACGCGCCGGUCUACCCCAAGACGCGACCCUCCCUCGUCCGCUCGACUCGCUUCUGACGCGUCUCUCGUCUUUCGAUACGCGCACCCACUACGUUAGAUUCGGCCAGUCGGUCAUACAGGACUGUGAACACUGCACCACCUUCGAUGAGUACGCCAUCUUCACGGCGCCUCGCAUGGCCCUCGGGUACAUCAGGGAGUGCGCCGUCGCAGGAAUUAUGACGAUAAGCGGGAGCGGCCACGAGAAAUGGCGGACGUAUGCCGUAGGCGUCAUCGUCGGUGCGUUCAUCCUCGAGGGCUAUUGGCUCGCUACGACGCCUAUCCGCAUACCGCACGAUGGCAUGAAUGUAUUCAUGUGGCACGACAACCUCUGGCUCGCGCGACACGCAUUCUUCCUCCUCCUCCCGCUGCUCAUCCGCCUCCUCCCCCGCGCGCCGCUCCACCCGACCCCAGUCCCGAUCCUCGCCGCCGCGCAGCUCAGCCUAUCCCAGACGCACCAGCGCCUCUCCACCGCACGCUUCGUGCACGCCGCGAUGCAGCGCCAGCCCGCGCUGCGGGGCGCGGCGAGCGAGUGGUGGGAGCGCCAGCGCGCGGAGGGCGAGAUCGCGCGCGCGGACGAGGGCGUGCGCCGCGCCGCGGAGAAGCUGGGCAAGGGCAUCGAGGAGGGCGCGGAGGGCCCUGCGGGGCGGGGGUGGGCGAAGAUGCGGGACGUGGUGCGGCAGAUGUUGGAGAUGCUGGCUUUGGCUCCUCCCUCUGGUGCUGUUGCCGUCGGAGAGCCUGGUCGAUAAAUGUCAUGCUGCUGCCAGACUGGCAUGGGUCGCAUGUGUACCUUACGUGUAGCUUAAGCUCUCGGUGUUCCCGGAGUAAUCUUAGUUACACCGAUGCACCGGACUUUCAC